CAGGAUAAUUUAACAAAGGAAGUCAUGCACGUCUUUUAUCUCGAUUAAAAGGUAUUCUGAUUUUCUUUUGCUGUUUGACUGAAAGUGUGUGAGGUUUCAGAAGCGCGCAAACACACACACACUUCUCUGUUCUGUAUAGACUGAACCUAGAAGACAUGCUACAGCACAUAGCUAACGUUCUUUAAUUAAAGGUGUUGUAGGAGGCUGCAUGCAUGAGAAAAUAACUUUGCCCAACAACAAAAAUGUGGGUUAGCUGGCAGUUUGAGAGCGUUACAAACUCCAACGUUCUUGUCACACUUCUACAUUAAGUCCCCAAUGCACAGAACAUGCCCCUAGAAAUACCAAAUGGAAUGACCGCGUCGAAUGUCUGACUGAAAAGGAGAGAAGAUAGAGAAGGAGAGAAGAUAGAGAAGGAUAGAAGAGAGAGAAGGAUAGAAGAGAGAGAGAACACUCCCCGUCCGUUUUUCCCUAUCUUCCUCCUCUCGCUCUGUCUGUCCUCUGCUCUCUCCCUUUCUAGAAAACAUGAAGGAAGAAAGAGAAGAUAAGAAUCCGGGGGGGACGAGUGUGAACAAGAGAAAGUUCGAGGAAAGCAAGAGAGGGGGACAUUAAUAGGCGGAUGGAGGAAGGAAGAAAUUAAGUAAGGGAUCUAUCCAGCCAUACAACGCGAUUAAACGAGACAUGAACAAACUAUAUAUUGACCUAUAUUAAACGUAGCUACUCGACUCUUCUCAACUUGUGACGUUUACAACUAUUUUAGGAUAGUUGGAUGCGCACACUUAGGCUAUUAGGAACCAAGUUAUCGUAUUUUCUAAUUCAUACAGCAACUUCCAGCGUUGCAAGUCACAGCUCACCCCGGAAAAGGAUUUAGCCCCAAGGACCAAGGGGCACCGACGAGGGCAGGUCACCGCAGCCGGAGUUUAGGCGUUGCCACACGGCUUUGACCCGGAGCCAUGGCCGGGGCGAAGCCAGGAGUCCACGCUCUGCAGCUCAAACCGGUGUCGGUUCACGACAUACUAAAACGGGGGAGCAAGUUUAUCAAAUGGGAUGAGGAGCCCAACAGCAGCCACCCCACCCUGAUUACUCUGAAGGUAGACCCAGAUGGAUUCUUCCUUUACUGGACUGGUGGGGCCAACAUGGAAGUGGAAAUUCUUGACAUUAGCCAGAUAAGAGACACCAGAACGGGGAAGUUAGCCAAACUACCAAAGGACCCACGUGUCAGAGAGGUUUUGGGGUUCGGUAAACCAGGCGAGGGGGGUGUUGCCGUGGAGGGGAAGCUGGUAACGGUUGUCCACGGCAAUGACCUGGUCAACGUAUCCUUCCUCAACUUCCAGGCCAUGCAGGAAGACACUGCCAAGGUGUGGACAGAGGAGCUGUUUAAACUGGCCACAAACAUUCUGUCUCAGAAUGCAUCUCGCAACACUUUCCUCCUCAAAGCGUACACCAAGUUAAAGUUGCAGGUGAAUCAGGAUGGAAAGAUUUCAGUGAAGAAUAUUCUUAAGAUGUUUUCUGAUAAGAAGCGAGUGGAGACAGCGCUGGAGCAGUGUGGUUUGGUCACCAACAGGGUGGAGGGCAUUAAGCCAGAUGAUUUUACAUGGGAAAUGUUCCAGAGCUUUCUACACAGUCUCUGUCUACGACCAGAGAUAGAACGCAUCUUUGUCGAGCUUGGUUCUCGGGGAAAGCCGUUCCUCUCAUUGGAUCAGCUGACAGACUUUAUAAACCGUCGUCAGAGAGACUCUCGUCUCAACGAGGUCCUCUAUCCUCCUCUGAAGAGAGAGCAGAUCAGACAACUGAUGGAGAAAUACGAGAGCAACGCUAGCCAGCUGGAGAGAGACCAGAUCAGUCUGAUGGGGUUCAGUAAAUAUCUUGGAGGAGAGGAGAAUACCAUCGUCCCACCAGAGAGACUAGACAUCAUAGAUGAUAUGAACCAGCCCCUGUCCCACUACUUUAUCAACUCUUCACACAACACAUACCUCACAGUUGGUCAGUUGACAGGUCUGUCAUCGGUGGAGAUGUAUCGCCAGGUGUUGCUGACCGGCUGUCGCUGUAUAGAGCUGGACUGUUGGAAAGGACGGCCCCAGGAUGAAGAACCUUACAUCACGCACGGCUUUACCAUGACCACUGAGAUACCCUUCAAGGAGGUGAUUGAGGCAAUAGCAGAAAGUGCGUUUAAGACCUCUCCCUAUCCCGUAAUCCUCUCCUUUGAAAACCAUGUUGACUCGGCGAAGCAGCAGGCCAAGAUGGCGGAAUAUUGUAGGACUAUUUUUGGCGACGCCCUCCUCAUCGACCCUCUAGAGAAAUACCCGCUGAUCCCUGUUCAGCCCUUACCCUCGCCCCAGGAGCUGCUGGGUAAGAUUCUGAUAAAGAACAAGAAGAAGCACCACCACAGAGCGUCCAGCGGGGGCAACAUGAGGAGGAGGACAGGAGAAAUAGACGCUCUGGAGCAGGCUUCACCUGUUAACGACUUCCCAUUCAGUGACAGCGAGGGGGGCCAGCUGCUGUCCAAUGGGGAAGAGAAGCUGGCAGAGAGUCUGGUCAAGGACGGUGAUCCUCGGAAGUCAAUUGGAGGGGAGGGAGAGAGUGAUGAGGAGGAGGAAGAUGAACCUGUGGCUGAACUGAAGAAACCAAACUCUGAUGAGGGUACUGCCAGUAGUGAGGUAAAUGCGACAGAGGAGAUGUCUACUCUUGUCAACUACAUAGAACCUGUCAAGUUCAAGAGCUUUGAGGUUGCAAACAAGAGGAAUAAGUAUUUUGAGAUGUCAUCAUUUGUGGAGACCAAGGGUAUGGACACACUGAAGAGUGCACCCAUCGAGUUUGUUGAGUACAAUAAGAAGCAGCUGAGUCGUAUCUAUCCUAAAGGGACGAGAGUUGAUAGUUCAAAUUACAUGCCCCAACUCUUCUGGAACGUAGGCUGUCAGAUGGUGGCGCUAAACUUCCAGACACUCGACCUGCCCAUGCAGUUGAACAUGGGUGUGUUUGAGUAUAAUGGACACAGUGGUUACCUGCUCAAACCAGAAUUCAUGAGAAGGACAGACAAACACUUUGACCCCUUCACUGAAAACAUAGUGGACGGCAUCGUAGCCAACACCGUCAAGAUCAGGGUGAUCUCGGGCCAGUUCCUGACCGAUAAGAAAGUGGGUGUGUACGUGGAAGUGGACAUAUUUGGACUUCCUGCUGACACAAAGAGGAAGUACCGUACCAGAACUUCCAAUGGUAACAGCCUGGACCCAGUCUGGGACGAUGAGACUUUUGUCUUCAACAAGGUGGUCCUGCCCACUCUGGCCUCUCUGAGGAUAGCUGUGUUUGAGGAGAACGGGAAGUUCCUCGGACAUCGGAUCUGCCCUGUGUCAACUAUCCGACCGGGUUACCACUAUAUCAGUCUGAAGAAUGAGAUGAACCAGCCUCUGUUGCUUCCCUCUCUAUUGGUCUACACCGAGGCUCAAGACUACAUUCCUAAUGAACACCAGGAGUAUGCUGAGGCUUUGACCAACCCCAUCAAACAUGUGAGUCUUUUGGACCAGAGAGAGAGACAGCUAGCUGCUCUGAUGGAGGACAACGGCGAGCGUGUAUUGGAGCAGCCGAAGGAGGGAGAGAGGGAUCGGAAGGGCGACGCCACCCUGGGGAAGAUCCCCUCCCCCCUCCACCCCGUCCCCGACCCCAUUGAUGACAUCAGCGACCUCAUCAGCUCACCUGGACCAGGCCAGAAAGAGGAUCUUAUUGCUACAGUCCUGGCAAAUCUCCAGGCUCAAUCUACAGAAGAGUUGAAACAGCAGAAGUCGUAUCUGAAGCUGUUGAAGAAACAAUGUAAAGAACUCAAGGAGCUCCGCAAGAAACACCUCAAGAAGGUGUGGGCCUUGAGUAAAGAGCAGAGGAGUCGCUGUAACCAGCUCCGCUCUGACACACAGAGACGACGCAGUCAGAUGGAGAAACAUCUCAAAAGCAGCAUGAAGAAAAAUGAGCCAGCAGAGCCGGUGCAGAGGCAGUUGACAGCAUUGGAGAUGGAGUUACAGAAACAGACGGUGCAGCUGAGAGAGUGGCAGAUGCAAGAGCUCCUAAAACUACGGCAACAACAACACACACUGGAGAGAGAGAAGAAACACACACACCUACGAGAGGCAUUUCAGAAAAUAAAGGAGACAUCCCAGGAAUGUCAGACGGCUCAGCUCAAAAAACUUAAGGAGAUCUGUGAGAGAGAGAAGAAGGAGCUUCAAAAGAUUCUAGACAGGAAGAGACAGCACAGCAUUAUCGAGGCCAAGAGCAGAGACAGAGACAAGGCUGAGUCGGAACUGAAUGAGAUCAACAGGAAGCAUAUCACAGACUCUGUCACGUUAAUCCGCCGGUUGGAUGAGGCCCAGUCAAGGCGUCAGGAGAAGUUGGUAAUUGGUCAGAGAGAAGCCCAACGACACAUAGAGGAGGAGCAACCAUUGCUACAGGCCCGAUUGGAGCGAGACUUGGAGGCGGAGUUACAACGUCUACCAGAGGAGAUCUGCCAAUACCUGCAGGCGGAACUCGAGUCCAAAGGUCUCCGUAGCGACGCUCUCUUCUCCUUAUCCAAUCACAGCCCUAGCUCCAGCUCGGGUCCGCCCUCCAACUGUUCAACACCCACUUUUCCCUUAACACCCAAUAGGAGCACUUGGAACAGGAGUCUGGACAAUAGCAUUGCCUCAUUGGUGGACUCAUCCUCUUCCUCUACCCCUGUCCUAUCAGAAGCAGAUAUGUAAGCCAUAUGUACAUUUAUGUAAACCUAAUGGCCCUGAGCUUCAGUUAGUUUUUUGUUAAUGUUUUCAUUAAAAAAAAUU
Molecule: messenger RNA, 4796 nt
Organism: Oncorhynchus kisutch (coho salmon)
Lineage: Eukaryota; Metazoa; Chordata; Actinopteri; Salmoniformes; Salmonidae
Gene: plcb3
Product: phospholipase C, beta 3 (phosphatidylinositol-specific)
Exons: 33
Coding region: 951-4718 (1255 amino acids)
Biological process (GO): lipid catabolic process; G protein-coupled receptor signaling pathway; phosphatidylinositol metabolic process
Cellular component (GO): cytoplasm
Molecular function (GO): calcium ion binding; calmodulin binding; phosphatidylinositol-4,5-bisphosphate phospholipase C activity
Source: RefSeq, a predicted model, not a curated record